AUGCAUAGGACCCAGCUGUCAGAGCUGGCCCCUGCCCUAAGUGGCCCUCAGCGUGUUCUGCUGGAAACCUCCAGAGAUGCCGGUGUGGGAAGUUGGCUUACGGCGGAGCCGCUUGCCUCCUGUGGAUUCGUCUUGAACAAGUCCGCCUUUCGUGAUGCAGUGGCAAUUCGUUACGGCUGGCCACUUGAUGAAUUACCAUCAUCCUGCGUAUGUGGAGCGGCCAUGACGCUCGAUCACGCUGCGGUAUGUCCAACAGGGGGCUACCCAAGUCUACGCCAUAAUGAGAUUCGGGACCUGUUGGCGGAGGUGUUUUCGGCUGUCAUUUCAGAUGUAAGGAUAGAGCCUACGUUGCUGCCUUUGACUGCAUGCAGAGCAUCCACUGCUGACUUCACAACAGGACUGAGCGGCUACACACAAGCUACUAGCAUUGAUCAAUUUGACUGGACGAGAAAACAAGGAGCAACAUCAAGUAGAGACACAGGUCCCUUGUCAGAUCAUUCAAGUGGGUCUGGUCACUACCUGUAUAUCGAGGCCUCUCCACCAAGUUUUGCUGGUGAUAAAGCCAUUAUCUACUCACCACAUUACACCACAUUACACGCAAAGGUCUGUACCUUCUCUUUCUGGUACCACAUGUACGGUGACGACAUCGGUACGCUGAAUGUCUACGUGAAGACUUCCACUGCAAAUGUCAGGGUCUUCACGCAAAGUGGACACAAGGGUAACAAUUGGCUCCACGCACGAGUGCUCUUGAACACUGUCCCAGCAGUUACACCUGGUCCAUUCCAGCUUUCAUUUGAAGGCAUUUGUGGGCGCGGGCCUCGUAGUGACAUUGCUAUCGAUGACAUAGGCUUCGAAGACGACUGCUCCUCUGGAAACCCAUCUGCCAGCUGUAAUGCGCUGGGUAGUUUGCUGAUCGCUCUUACCGAUGUUCAUAACCAAACCUCAUACGACCUGGUGAUUACAAUGAUCGCUGCUAACAACACUCCUGAAGUUGUCACUCUGCACAACCAGAUGCUGUCAUCCACUUAUCAUCCUAGCGCUAUUCCAGCAGACCUUGCUACCACACAGGUCAUAGUUGCUGUGUUUGCAGUGGGCACUACAACACCUCUCAAUGUCUACAUAAAGGAUGAAUCUGAGGUGACCCAGAACAACUUGCUCGCAAUGAUGAAGGACUCGCGCAAUUACAUGAUGCAGGGUAUGGUGGCCGGCAGUGCUGCUUCUCCAACUCGCCCUCUUACUGCUCAAACCACCUGGAAGGUUGCUGGCACACCUACCCCUACUGCUCAUUAUCGCAUCUUCAAUGCUGAUUGCUAUGGUUCAAGUCCUCCUGAUACUUGUACUCGGCCAACAUAUAGAGCCAUCUCCGUGAAUGCCAGCUCCCUUACUUUUCUGACGUAUGGUGUUUACGAGGUCGUCUUCCAGGUCACCACAGGCUCUGGACCGACGGCGAAAACUAAAUACAUUACACCACCUCUCCGCCUCACUGUCAACACUGACAUCAUACUGGGACAGACACCUGUAUGCCCACUUCCCACUGCUGUCUCUCCUAUGGUCAAUGUACCGUGUACCUGCAAAGAUGGCUUCAGCUGGAAUUCUACACGCUGCACUGCGCUGGGUAGUUUGCUGAUCGCUCUUACCGAUGUUCAUAACCAAACCUCAUACGACCUGGUGAUUACAAUGAUCGCUGCUAACAACACUCCUGAAGUUGUCACUCUGCACAACCAGAUGCUGUCAUCCACUUAUCAUCCUAGCGCUAUUCCAGCAGGCCUUGCUACCACACAGGUCGUAGUUGCUGUGUUUGCAGUGGGCUCUACAACACCUCUCAAUGUCUACAUAAAGGAUGAAUCUGAGGUGACCCAGAACAACUUGCUCGCAAUGAUGAAGGACUCGCGCAAUUACAUGAUGCAGGGUACGGUGGCAAGCAGUGCUGCUUCUCCAACUCGCCCUCUUACUGCUCAAACCACCUGGAAGGUUGCUGGCACACCUACCCCUACUGCUCAUUAUCGCAUCUUCAAUGCUGAUUGCUAUGGUUCAAGUCCUCCUGAUACUUGUAAUCGGCCAACAUAUACAGCCAUCUCCAUGAAUGCCAGCUCCCCUACUUCUCUACUGUAUGGUGUUUACGAGGUCGUCUUCCAGGUCACCACAGGCUCUGGACCGACGGCGAAAACUAAAUACAUUACACCACCUCUCCGCCUCACUGUCAACACUGACAUCAUACUGGGACAGACACCUCUAUGCCCACUCAACAUUCCUGCUUGCACCUGCUCUGCUGGUUUCAGCUGGAAUUCUACACGCUGUGCAACUGUUGGCUCACAUCUCAUUGCUGCCGGGGUCCCAACUGGAACCAAUGGUACGAUAGUCCUGCAGACUAUCCUGGGAAUGGCUGUGCGUCCUACUUUCACAUCACUCACGAUGCAGACUGUCAGCGCUGACCUCAUCCCCAGUCAAGUCACAAGCACCACGAACUUCGUUGCCAAUAUGACAGUUGGCAUGACUUCCUAUGCAGCUGUUCUUUACUCCAUGAGUCCAGCAUUGGCACAGGAAGCUGUCUUUACUGCCAUUCUAAGUGGUUUCACCAACCAAGACAACGUUCUCAUCCAGACGCACAUCAUGACACACAAUAAUACAAGCACAUAUGCCUUCGCUCCCAACGUGGCUACAAACGCUGAGUAUCGUGUGUACAACUCAUUGUGCUACGAGGCUACGCCACCUGCUAGUGGAUGUGAAUGGACAGCUUUCACUAGCCCACUUAAUUUGAAGUGGGAUACGUACGAGUUGCUCUUCUUCGACCAAACUACCGAUAUGACGCCCGUCAACCAAUACAAGUACCCCGUGAUCGUCUUCAAAUCCGACAUGUCUGACAGCAAAUGCUGCGCUAGGGGACCAUUCGGACAAAGCCUUUUGUAA
This is a messenger RNA of Sycon ciliatum, 2907 nucleotides long. RefSeq lists its product as uncharacterized. Bases 1 to 2907 code for a protein of 968 amino acids. Gene Ontology annotation, cellular component: membrane. The transcript has 13 exons. NCBI's taxonomy places the organism in Eukaryota, Metazoa, Porifera, Calcarea, Leucosolenida, Sycettidae. The record is from RefSeq and is a predicted model, not a curated record.